AUGGCGCAACCAACUCAAUCAAUAAAAUGCGUGGUAACUGGCGACGGUGCUGUGGGGAAGACUUGUUUGUUGAUAUCGUACACCACCAAUGCAUUCCCUGGCGAAUACAUUCCCACAGUCUUUGACAAUUACUCCGCCAGCGUCAUGGUAGAUGGGAAGCCCGUUUCCCUGGGACUGUGGGAUACUGCCGGUCAGGAGGAUUAUGACAGAUUGCGACCACUAUCAUACCCUCAGACAGACGUCUUCCUCAUAUGCUUUUCCAUCGUUUCACCGCCGAGCUUCGACAAUGUCAAAGCAAAGUGGUACCCCGAAAUUGAACACCACGCUCCCAAUGUACCUAUUAUCCUUGUUGGGACAAAGCUAGAUUUGAGGGAAGACAAAGCAACAGCGGACAAUCUGAGGGCGAAAAAGAUGGAACCUGUAUCUUAUGAGCAAGCCCUGGGGGUAGCCAAAGAGAUCAAAGCAGUCAAAUAUCUGGAAUGUUCGGCACUCACACAGCGAAAUCUGAAGAGUGUUUUUGACGAAGCCAUCAGGUGGGAGACCUCUCCCUAA
Cladophialophora psammophila CBS 110553 is the source of this 552-nucleotide messenger RNA. RefSeq names its product rho-like protein rac1A. Gene Ontology annotation, molecular function: GTP binding; protein kinase binding; GTPase activity. Lineage: Eukaryota; Fungi; Ascomycota; Eurotiomycetes; Chaetothyriales; Herpotrichiellaceae. The transcript has 2 exons. The record is from RefSeq and is a predicted model, not a curated record. The coding region runs from base 1 to 552 and encodes 183 amino acids. Gene Ontology annotation, cellular component: cytoskeleton; cell projection; cytoplasmic vesicle. Gene Ontology annotation, biological process: establishment or maintenance of cell polarity; small GTPase-mediated signal transduction; cortical cytoskeleton organization.